Molecule: messenger RNA, 1883 nt
Organism: Corylus avellana
Lineage: Eukaryota; Viridiplantae; Streptophyta; Magnoliopsida; Fagales; Betulaceae
Product: protein NRT1/ PTR FAMILY 1.2-like
Biological process (GO): oligopeptide transport; transmembrane transport
Cellular component (GO): membrane
Molecular function (GO): transmembrane transporter activity
Source: RefSeq, a predicted model, not a curated record
ACAAGAGACACCAUCAAUAUACUUUCUGAAUUCACGUGAAGAAGGCAGGCCUGGCAAAUCAAGGGAAAUGGAGAUUUCGUCGGAGAAAAUCAUGAAAAGCACCCAAAAGGUUGCAAGCAAAAAGGGUGGCCUUAGAAGCUUGCCGUUUAUCAUAGCUAAUGAGACAUUUGAAAAGGUUGCAAGCUUUGGGCUGAUUUCGAAUAUGAUAUUGUACUUGGUCAACAAAUAUCAUAUGGAUAACGUCACCGGAGUUAGUGUGGUUUUUAUGUGGUCGGCGGUGUCGCACUUCACGCCUAUCAUAGGGGCUUUCCUUUCUGAUUCUUACUUGGGUCGCUUUCGGACGAUUGCAUAUGGGACUGUUUUUAGCCUUCUUGGGCUGACCCUAUUAUGGCUAACAUCAGUUAUCCCACAAGCAAGACCUCCCCAAUGCGACCCACAGAAAGAAAAAUGCUUGUCCCCAACAUCUGCCCAGCUCGGACUCCUCUUAUCCUCAUUUGCUCUCAUGUCAAUAGAGGCAGGUGGCAUUAGGGCAUGCUCCCUAGCCUUUGGAGCAGAUCAGUUUAACGAGACAGACAACCUCAAAAAAGAGAAGAUCUUACAUAGCUUCUUUAACUGGUAUUAUGUUUCAAUUGGGAUCUCAAUCAUGCUUUCUGUGACAGUCAUAGUUUAUAUUCAAGAUGUCGCAGGUUGGGUUGUGGGUUUUGCUGUUCCUGUAGGGCUCAUGUUGUUUUCGGCCGUCACUUUUUUGUUGGGCACUUGUCUUUACAUUAAAGUCAAGGCAAACAAGAGCUUGUUUACUGGAUUUGCCCAAGUCACAGUGGCUGCUUGGAAAAACAAACACCUAGACUUGCCAUCAAAGAUUUCUGACGGAUUGUACUAUCACAUGGGCUCAAACCUUACCAUGCCAACCGACAAAAUAAGGUAUCUAAACAAGGCUUGCAUGAUUGGGAACCCUUUGAAGGAUUUGGAUUCUAAUGGCAUGGCUUUGGACCCAUGGAGUCUAUGUACAACAACACAAGUAGAAGAGCUAAAAGCACUACUAAAAGUCAUCUUCAUUUGGUCCACCGGCAUAAUGGUCGCCGUGACACUCAACCAACAACCAAUUUCCGUGCUCCAAGCGAGCACCAUGGACAGGCACAUUAUCAACAAGUUCAAAAUCCCGGCGGCCUCCCUUGGCGUGUUUGGAAUCCUCAGCAUGUCAGCAAUGGUGGCCAUCUAUGACAUGGUGGGAGUUCCCCUACUAUCAAAGUUCACCAAAUCGCGCCGAGGGUUUAGCCUUAAAGUGCGGAUGGGAAUCGGUGUGGCACUCACAUGUGUAGCCACUGCAGUGUCGGCGGUUGUAGAGAGAAAACGCAGAAGCACCGCAAUCCGAGAAGGGUUUUCGAAUGAUCCCCGGGCAGUGGUGAACAUGUCUGCAAUGUGGCUAGUGCCACAGAACUGCCUGCAUGGAAUUGCUGAGGCCUUCAACGCAAUUGGGCAAAUAGAGUUCUAUUAUUCUCAGUUCCCCAAGAGCAUGUCUAGCAUUGCCGUAGCUCUUUUUUCUCUUGGGAUGGGUGUGGGGAAUUUGAUUGCCAGUCUCAUUGUCAAUGUUGUGGAUGAUGUGACCAAGAGAGGGGGAAAUGUGAGUUGGGUAUCAAAGAACCUUAACAUGGGCCACUAUGAUUACUAUUAUUGGGUGCUUACUUUUUUGGGUGUGGUCAAUGUCUUUUAUUAUAUUUUAUGUAGUUGGGCAUAUGGUAGUGAGGAUGACAGGGUGGAAGGUGUGAAAGAGGAAGAUGUUGUGCCCAAGUCCUACAACUAUCCUCCUGACAUCUCUAUUUGAUUUGUACAAUCUGUUUACUUGACUGUGGGGAGAGUUCGCACACAUGCAAACACAAUAAUAA